AUGCCCGACGUCGCCUAUGGGACACCUGUGGCCGACACGGGGCCUGUGCCGCUCGGAACGCCCGUCUACCCGCCACCCCCUGUCUCACCAGCGGCAGCGGCGCCGGCCGUCAACCAGCACGCCUUUGGUGGUCGCGACGACUAUUCACGCCCUUUGCCGAUGCGUGUUGGAGGCUGCGGCGUCAAGAGGCAUAUUGGAGGCCGCGUCUUGCUCCCCGACUGGCUCCACGUCUCGGGUUGCUGUAGCUUGUGCCCGCCGUACUUUUGCUGCUCGUCGCUCACGCUGCUCGUCUCGCCCGACCGGCCCGCCUCCGCCGCGCCACCGGCGCGCGUGCUGCUGCUCGACCUCGGCCAGCCCCACGGCGCACCAAGCAGCCUCGGGCUCCUCUGA
Molecule: messenger RNA, 390 nt
Organism: Emiliania huxleyi CCMP1516
Lineage: Eukaryota; Haptophyta; Isochrysidales; Noelaerhabdaceae
Exons: 4
Coding region: 1-390 (129 amino acids)
Source: RefSeq, a predicted model, not a curated record